AUGACAGACGCUACCCUCGAUGUUCCUCGAAACCGGACUCCAGGAUGGCUACCGCGGACUUUGCGUCGAUCAUACUUGGUUCCGUUGGCCGGCCUCAUGCUGUUCAUGCUGCUGGUCACGGAAUGGCUUCGGCAAUUGGGCAACGAUAGAGGCAGUCUCACGCUAUUCACUUCCACGGACCAAAUCACGGAUUCGCGACGAUUCGUCUACACCUAUGUCCCGAGCAUCCUGAGUAUGGUCAUGGCCCUCCUAUGGUCUCUCGUCGAAUACGACGCACUUCGACUCGAACCGUACUUCCAGCUGUCAAAACCGCAGGGGGCGUCGGCUGACGUGCUCCUCCUUAACUAUGAGUUUGGCCACUAUACCACCGCCCCGUUUUUUGCGAUCAAGAACCGCCACUGGGUGGCGGUCUGCAUAUCGUUCCUGAGUAUCAUGCUGCAAAUCGUCUUCCCCACACUGCAGAGCAGCUUGUUCAAGAUGGAUGAUGCGACGGUUUACAGCAACCAACACCUGGAGACCUGGCCGGAUAUCGUGAACUUGGAGGAACAGGGUUCCUUGGUAUACAGCGGGACGUCGAAUGGUUCAGGGAUCAGGGAUCAUCGGGAUCUUUCUUACAAUCAGCCAGAAUCCAGCAGGUACGCCAUGGCGCCGGUGAAUAUACCAUUGGAGAUCCAGUACGAUACGAAAUUGUGGGAGUUGACCCAGUCCGUCUAUUGGACGGAGUUAUCCUGUGCCGAGGUGUAUGUGAGUGAUGCCAUAACGAUUGAAGUAUCUUCCAAUACCUCCACGUUUGGUGUCACAUCACCCACGUCCCAGCCCAUGUUCUGGAAUCUAGAUGAUGCCCAGUCAACAGCGCAGAACUGCUCCGUGGAACUGGACGAGGAGAUCUUCAUCCCACCGACCAACUCGUCUCUGCACAUUUCACAUUGGCAACAGAUCACACCUGCUGCGACGACGCUCGCUGGCAAGUGCAUCUCCUUUGACCUCAUUGGUCUGACGGUUGAUAUUAGCCCAAACAGAUCCAGUGAAAACGUUGAGCGUUCGAAAAACGACCUAACAGGCUCGGAUUACAUUCAUCAGGUCAAUGGGUUCGGUUGCAAUAUUGUAUACAAGUCAUCCCCGGCCGAUAUCUCGGUGCAGGUCAAUGGCACGCUCUCCGUGAUCGAUUUGCAAGAAAACUCAACAACAGCCGUGUCCGAAGCUGCGCUUAACACCACACAUUUCAAAAGCAUAAUAUUGCAAGAGGUGGCUACAACCAACGGCACAUCUUUUCUCAAUAAGAAGCCCAUGCGAACGUCGACCUCCCAGCGCAAUUUGAUGUCGAACCUCGAAGGUAGCGUUUCGACUGCUUUUGUGCCCUUGAUGAACAGGAUAUUUGAUCUCAGUGGGCAAACGCACUACGUCAAAGCCUCCCACGUGACACACCAGAUGGCCAUAAUUGUUGGCCCGGUGCAGUCCUUUGUGUCCGAGGCAAUCCUUCUUUUCGGAAUCGCAGUUGUCUCGUAUCUCGCCUACAGUUACCCACGCCGUCCAAACAUGCUUCGAAGUGACCCGGCGUCUAUUGCGUCGAUGUGCGGCCUCAUGGCCGAUGUUAUCGAUGCUUCAUGUCUGUCUCAUCUGAGUCUUGAUCAACUAUCGACUAGGCAGCUCAAGUCUAUUCUCCGAAACUAUACUUGCCGUUGGCAGCAAGCUACGGAGCCUCCACGCAUCUGCAUCGAACCAUCUGCUGUACCCCGCUCCCAAGGACAAUUCUCCAAAGCAAAAUCUGAUCCGAGGCCCCAUUUCCUCCUCAUCCCCAUCUUCGCUCUUGAGAUCUUGCUUUUCCUAACGGCUUUCGCCGGUAUCGUGACAAUAUUUGCAUUGUGUGCCAAGGAUGGAACUUUCCACUACCUGACUUACCUCAAUGUAAACAGCCUAGCCGUGCUGUUUCAACUCAUCCCAUCGGCAAUUGCUUCCAUCAUAAGGGCAAUUUGCCUUUCGAUGUACCGAUAUUUGUGCGUCCUAGAACCGUGGUCAGUUCUGCAGGCCGGAGGCGCAUCUGCCGCCUCUUCAUUACUACUUGAGUACGGGUCUUUGAACCCUCUCUCCUCCCUCUUCAAGUGGUUCGGUUAUCGCCAUUUCCUACUUGGACUGGUAGGAGUGGCGUGCGCUCUUAAUACCGUCAUGAAUGUUCUGGCCAGCGGACUCUUCCAGCAUGACCUUGGGCCGACACGCGCGGAUGCGAAUAUGAAAUCCAAUUACAGCUAUACAUCAUUCGCUAUCAGAGAGCCUUCGUCAAUAUUCCCCGAACUCGAUUCCAUCAAGAGUAGCAUCUACAGUGGCACGUCAUUGCUUUCUUGGACCACGUCCACCUUGUCUUUUCUUCCCGCAUGGACAGACACGUCGGACGAAUGGCUUGUUGGAGGCUCUCUAAUGGGGGUCGGGGCCGAUCUAUUGUGCGAGGAGCUCUCGAUUACGGAAAGCUUUUCGGAGGAUGCUGAGUCGAACGUGGCCACUUGGCAGUACUCCCCUUUCAACGAGUCAGGAACGGUAUGCCAGUUGAACACCAUUCGGAUUAUUGAACCCAGCCAGGGAUCGAACUUGGACGUCCACUUCUUCCCCUCGGUACCGUCCAAUGAAUCCUCUGGGUGCCAGAAACCGGCAUUGGUGGUCGUUGCCCAUCCGAGCGGAAGCGACUACUCACAGAUCACACCCGAUAACACAGUUGCCUUGUACUGCGAGUCCCAACUUGUCAUGCAAAAUUUCUCGGUUGGCUUUAACUCGGGGGGGUACAUACAGUAUUCCGUUCCUCUCAAUGGUACCUCAGUGGUCGAUAGCCAUAUGCUGCAAAAUGGAACAGCCAAUCUCCUGCAUUACAACGAAUGGCUAUCCAGUCCGGCCAGCAUUUCUAACAAUGGCACCUUACUAGAAGUUUCUAACUCAAAUCAGACUGACUGGUUCGGGACUCUGACAGCGAGCCUCUACCGUAUCCUUGAUAGCAACACAACAGUCAUUGCUGCGGAUGUCUUGGGAGUCGCCUCCCGUUCUGUAUACCGGACCAUUUUUGCUACCGACAUCACGCUCAAACGGGAUUCCUAUUUCCAACACGCCGACCCUCCUGCCCUUGUCAAUGACGGCAUCAUAUACAAUAUGUCCUGGGCAGUGGUCCCAUCAUUCUCGUCGUUUCUAUACGUUUUACUCAUCGUCCUUUUCGACACGUGCGUUGUGGCCUCGGUCUUCUUUACCCGGAGAGGCCGGUUCCGGUUUCCGCGCAUCCCGCGGUCUAUCGGCUCCGUCAUCCCAUGGGUCAUCCACGGCCGAGUUCUGGAGGAUUUCAAGGGCACGUACGCCUGGAGUGGUAACGAACGAGAGAAACACUUUGCCGACCUCGAUAAACGAUACAAACUCGAUAGGCUGGAAAUGCCGGAUGGGAAAUGGAAAUACAUCCUAGACGAAGACCAUGCCCGCCCCGAUGCUAGCCCCACUAUCAGCGAGACCACGCAGCCCACGCCCACCUCGAAAAAUCGGUUCCAAACCCUUUUGCGGAGAGUGACAUCUGAUAGUGCUAAAUCUGAGAGAAAUGGCUGA
Messenger RNA from Aspergillus heteromorphus CBS 117.55, 3567 nucleotides. Its product is annotated as DUF3433 domain-containing protein. NCBI's taxonomy places the organism in Eukaryota, Fungi, Ascomycota, Eurotiomycetes, Eurotiales, Aspergillaceae. The transcript is spliced from 2 exons. Bases 1 to 3567 code for a protein of 1188 amino acids. The record is from RefSeq and is a predicted model, not a curated record.